Messenger RNA from Schizosaccharomyces cryophilus OY26, 2543 nucleotides. RefSeq lists its product as uncharacterized. The record is from RefSeq and is a predicted model, not a curated record. NCBI's taxonomy places the organism in Eukaryota, Fungi, Ascomycota, Schizosaccharomycetes, Schizosaccharomycetales, Schizosaccharomycetaceae. The coding region runs from base 371 to 859 and encodes 162 amino acids. The transcript has a single exon.
AGCGAUUUCUACUAUAAAACUCAUAUUUACCUUUGACGGCUAUCCCAAAAUCAGAUUAAGAGAUAGUGAUGUGUUGCGCCCUUUUUUUUUGUUUUUUUUUAAAAAAAAAGUUUCUGUUCUUUUUUCUACUUAACAUAGUCAAAGUAAACGAGCGUGCAGACUGAACAAAUUCGGUUACUGCAACACUAAAAAAGGUGCUCUAACAAAGCCGGUGAUAACACAUAAACUCUUAGGAAUCUGUACUCGCUGAAAAGUAAGGUUAAAAAAAAAAGAGGAAAGGAAUACAACUAGUUUCUAAGUCUUUCUCCUAUCCAAUCAUUUUUGGCGACUACCGAUCUUUCUUUCAUUUGAUUUUUAAUUUCUUUUCAUAAUGAACUCUGAGAAAUUACAUGAUCCAGAAAAACAAGCAAUAGCACCUCCCUCUGAAACAUUUCGUUUAUUAGAUUCGAAUUCUUAUUCACAAACAACUAUUAAUCCAACAGCCAAAUCUCACAUUGAAAUCAAAACCAAAGAUGAUAUUAAUGGAAACUCUUCUACCCAUAAUACUCGUAGAAUACCAAAUUUCGUUUUGCUGAUUUCUCUAUUUUUAAACGUAUUCCUCGUUGGUUAUUUUUUUGCAAUCACAGGUUAUGCUUACGUUGAUGAUAAAUCUCAGACUAUGAAUAGAGUGUUUCAUAUUACCGAUUGGAUUAUUAAUAUUACAUUUCAGCCUUUAUACGAAUCAUUUUCAGACAUUUUCGGAAGGCGAGCAUGUUUAUUGACAGCAUCCGGAUUGUUCUGUCUUGGUUGUCUAUGGAGCGACUUUGCUAAUAGGUUCAUUUCUCAAAUUUUUGCAAGCACAAUUAUGGGAAUUGGAUGAGGAGGAUUGAUUACGCUGACGAAGAUUAGUAACUCGGAUAUCAUUCCGGCAAGAAGGCGAACAUUAUUUUUAACACUAUUUUUUUCGGUUAUGUUAAUUUUAUUUAGCCUCUUUUGUUGCAAACUUUUUGAAGGUUUUAGUUUGAGAUUUUGUUUUCUCAUGCAAGUUCCUUUCUCAUUUUUAAGUAUUGCCCUGAUGUACUUUUGUGUAUAAAAUCAGCCAGGCUCCACAAAACCUCAUCACUAUCGAAAUCAUUUAAAAAAGGUUUAUGUAAUACGCGGAUUGCUCUGGGUUUCUUGGUUGACAGCUUUGUUAAUAAUUGUGACCUUUGUUAGUACAGAAUUUAUUGAGACUUAUCGAGUCUUAGGAAUUUUAUAUUGGUUAGGGUUAAUUGUUUCUAUAAAUGUAUAUAGAUGAUCGAUCCCGAUGUCACGCCGAGCCAAUAACCUCAUUGAUUUUACUUUAAGCACAUACAGUACCCUUGUUUUGACGACUGGAGUUUUCGCUGGAAUAGCAAGGUAUGCUUGUUUAUUUACGAUUCUAUUCUUUUUUAAAACUGAUACUAGGGCGUAGCCCUUCCAAAGCCGGACUUCGUCUUGCUUUCCUUCUCUACACCUAUGGGAGGAUUGAUUUGUGGUAUUCUCAUGUACCAACAUGUUUGUGUAGGACGUCUACUAUUUUUUGGGAGUGUUUCUCAUGGCUUUAGGAUAUGUGCUUAAUUUGUUUAUUUAUCCUGGCAUAUCACCAAUACUACUGUGUCUAUUUUUGAUUCCAACCAACGUUGGGCAAGGUAUAGGAUUUCCAAGCUCGUCAUUUUCAUUCAUUUUUGCGUUUUCUCAAGACUCAUAUGCUAUAUUUACGUCUACGCUUUAUCUAAUUCCACUGUUUGACGUAUCAUCUCAAUCAACUCUUAGGAAAAAAGAAGGAAAAAACCAUUUACUGGCUUGUCAAAAUUCACUGAUCUAAAACAAGAUUCGAUGUAUGUCUUCUUAAUAUGAUUUACCACAUCCGAUUCAUAGGACUGUAUUAGGUGAUUUAUACAUUUGUCAUUCAAUUGCCAACACAGUUUACCACGACUUGCUGCAUCAUAGCUCUUUCUUUAUAUGUAUAAUUGAAGAACAUAAUAAAGCAUGACGCAUUUUGGAUUUCGCGGCCAGUCUUUCAAGUCGAGCAGCAAUGACAAGAAAGGAAUUGUGUAAUCAAUAAUGCAAGUAGGGACUAGAAAAUAUAAUAUAACAUACCUCGCUCACUACUUCGCUAACCUGAUAAGCUAUAAAAACAGGAGCUCGCAGAGUACGUGAAUUGAUUGAAUCAGCUACGAAUUCUGCCACUCAUGAUACAUCUCUAUAGCUCUUCCGUGCGCAAUAUGAAUCACAGUUGGCAGAUCCUGGACUUUUCAGGUGGCCAUUUGUGUAGAUUGCUUAUAUAGUAUAUAGCUGCUUGGAAGGGAGAAGAAAGCCCACGGUUAUUGUAGGCUAGUGCUUCACUAUACUAGUUUUACCUUGAACUAACCCUAAAUUUAUCAGAUUUUAAGCAGAGUUAAUCUCUAAUAAGAGAAAAAUUUGAUCCAAGAUACUGUGUAAGUAGUCUUUAUCACAGGUUACAGUGACACUUUCAAGGUGAAACUACUCAAGAAAAUACCAGCAAAAAAAGACCGUAACGAGUUUGGGUUAGUGAUGAUGGA